Messenger RNA from Fulvia fulva, 1221 nucleotides. RefSeq lists its product as uncharacterized. NCBI's taxonomy places the organism in Eukaryota, Fungi, Ascomycota, Dothideomycetes, Mycosphaerellales, Mycosphaerellaceae. The transcript has a single exon. The record is from RefSeq and is a predicted model, not a curated record. The coding region runs from base 1 to 1221 and encodes 406 amino acids.
AUGAGAGCACUAUUCUCACGACGCAGUUCUCUACUGCAUCGCAUACUCAAUGUGUUAGGGAUCGUUGCCACGGUAUGGACGGUAGUGGAGGUGCUCUAUGUCCGCACAGCUCUUGUGCGGGAAUCAUCCGUUACUCCUCCAGCCCUCGGCGACGAACGUAUCUUCAUAGCCAGCAUCCACUGGACGAACGAAGCCAUUCUACGAGCGCAUUGGAACAAGGCUGUGGUGGAGCUAGCGAAUUCGAUCGGUCCUAGCAAUGUCUACGUCAGUGUGUACGAGAGUGGAAGCAUGGACGAUACGAAAGGAGCAUUAAGAGACUUGGAUAAGGACUUGGGUCUCGCCAAGAUCCCGAGAACGAUUGUAUUGGAUGCUACGACACAUCAGCAUGAGAUUAGCAAGACUCCCUCAGAGACGGGCUGGAUCAGGACACCAGGAGGCCAGCUGGAGUUGAGGAGGAUACCCUACCUUGCGAGGUUGCGGAAUAUUGCUAUGGAGCCAUUGGCAAAGCUUGGAGAAAAGGGCAUAAAGUUCGACAAGAUCUUGUUCUUGAAUGAUGUGGUUUUCAAUACUGAGGAUGUACGGACUUUGUUGGCUACUCGAGAUGGAGACUAUGCUGCAGCAUGUUCGCUGGACUUCAAGAACGGCCAUUCGUUUUACGAUACUUUUGCUUUGAGAGAUUCACAAGGCCAUGAACAAGUCACGCAGUCGUGGCCUUUCUUUCGAUCGGCAUCUUCGCGACAGGCGCUCAAAGCCAGCAAACCCGUCCCUGUGACCAGCUGUUGGAAUGGCAUUGUGGCUAUGGAUGCUGAGCCCUUUUAUGCGCACGAAGCCCCUCUGAGAUUUCGCGGUAUCUCGGAUAGCCUGGCCGAGUACCAUCUGGAAGGCUCAGAAUGCUGCUUGAUACACGCCGAUAAUCCUAUGUCUCGGUCGAAAGGUGUCUGGCUAAACCCGAAUGUGCGCGUUGGAUACACGGUUAACGCUUACAACAACGUGCACGCAUCCAGAGGGUCGCCGUGGAUCUCUGCAUUCUCGGUCGCUUUUGGUUCCUGGUCGAACCGCGUUCUCCGCUGGACAACGACGCCGUGGUUCAAAGAGCGCACAGUGAGGGCCCGUGUACGAGAAUGGGGUCGGAAGUCGUCGCGCAAUGUGGGAAGUGGCGAAGAUGUUUGCCUUAUCAACGAACAACAAAUCCUGAUAUCCAAUGGUUGGAAGCAUGUGUAG